This is a messenger RNA of Erigeron canadensis, 2888 nucleotides long. RefSeq names its product receptor-like protein kinase FERONIA. The coding region runs from base 100 to 2700 and encodes 866 amino acids. The record is from RefSeq and is a predicted model, not a curated record. Gene Ontology annotation, molecular function: protein kinase activity; ATP binding. Gene Ontology annotation, biological process: protein phosphorylation. The transcript has a single exon. Lineage: Eukaryota; Viridiplantae; Streptophyta; Magnoliopsida; Asterales; Asteraceae.
GAACAUCCCUAACCGUAACUAACAUUUGGAUUUAUAAAAGCACAAUAACAAUUAAUGCUUUUCCCAGCCUAAAGCAUACAAGCAAAAAUAUCAACCAUCAUGCUCAACUUCAGUUUAUUGUGCUUUUCUUUGCUUAUCGUCCUCUUGUUCACCACCACAAUUGCACAGCCAUACAAUGCCACCGAUUUCUUCCUCCUUGACUGCGGUUCAUCCACCGCCACGACCUCCGACAGAAAGUGGGACGGAGAUGAUCGUUCACAAUUCGUACCCUCAAACAUCACCACGACCUCUUUUUCAUCCGCCACAGACAACCUAGAUCCUUCAGUUCCCCAAAUCCCUUAUUCCACAGCCCGAAUCUUUAAUACUUCCUCAUUCACCUACACAUUUCCUGUCUCACAAGGUCCCAAAUUCCUCCGCCUCUAUUUCUAUCCAGCCACCUAUUCCGGUCUCAAUGCAAACCAAUCUUUCUUUUCUGUGUCAUCCAAUGGCUAUACUCUCUUAUCUAACUUUAGCGCUUUCUUAACCGCAUCCUAUAUGGGAAGAACUGGCGGUCCCCGGGUUCCUCAUAUUGUUAAAGAAUUUGUCCUCUAUGUAAAAGAUACCCAAAUCUUAAAUGUUACUUUUACACCCAUGCCCAACUCAUAUGGCUUCAUCAAUGGUAUUGAAAUUCUCUCAAUGCCUGAAAAUCUGUAUUUUAAAUCUAACAACAUGAAAUACGUCGACCAAAUUACUGGGCCUGUGAUUAAUGAAGACGUGGCUCUCGAAAAUAUAUAUCGUCUAAACGUUGGUGGAGGACAAAUAUCAGUUAACAACGAUGUGGGUAUGUACCGAUCAUGGAAUCAAGAUAAUAACUACAUAUAUGGAGCAGCAUAUGGGUUAACACCUGUUACUAAUACUCCAAUUAUUUACACCAUGGAGACACCAAAUUAUACCGCACCUGAGCUAGUUUACGCUACCCAAAGGAGUAUGGGCAAAUUGUCAGAAUUGUAUAAUUUGACUUGGAUACUUCCAGUUGAUUCAGGGUUCUAUUACAAGCUCAGGCUCCAUUUUUGCAACAUUAUACCACAAUACACAAAAGCAGGUCAGGUGCUAUUUACUGUCUACAUUAAUAAUCAAACUGCUGAGAAACAAAUGGAUCUAUUCUACUUGACUCCGGGUAGCGGGUAUCCUACAUUCAAGGAUUACCUAGUGUUUGCGUAUGACGCAGAUGGCCGACAAACUAAGCAAGAUUUGUGGGUCGCCAUGCACCCUAACCCCAGUUCUGCAGCAUAUCUUGAUGCUUAUUUGAAUGGUUUGGAAGUCUUCAAGUUAAGCAUGGACGGUAAUCUUGCUAGUCCCAACCCAGAACUUAUGCCUGCAGCCCCACUACCCAGGCUACCAUCUCUUGUUGACACAAAGAGAACACCACCAUAUGCCGCCAUAAUUGGAGGUAUUGUAGGAGGGUUAGUCUUCUUUACCGUGUUAGCUCUCGUAGCUAUGUGGAAAAGGCAAAUCAAAUUCUUUGAUAUUGAUGGUGACAAGUCAUCUUUGUGCCCCACUACCGAUAAAUCAAAAUCCACAAAGCCUCUCCAUCCAUCAUUACAAUCAGAUCGCUGCCGUCGCUUUUCACUUAUGGAGAUGAAAGUUGCUACCUGUGAAUUUAAUGAGAACUGUGUUAUUGGAAAAGGAGGAUUUGGUAAGGUGUAUAAAGGGUACAUUGACAAUGCUACUAAAAUUGUUGCAAUCAAAAGGCUGGACUCAAAAUCCAAACAAGGUUUGCAUGAAUUCCUAACAGAAAUUGGAUUCCUGUCCAAAUUACGUCAUGUCCAGCUAGUGUCCCUGAUUGGAUACUGCAAUGACAAGGAAGAGAUGAUACUGGUGUAUGAUUUCAUGGCUCAUGGGACUCUACGUGACCAUCUCUACAAGAAUUAUAACACUCCUUUGCCAUGGAAAAAACGUCUUCAUAUCUGCAUUGGUGCAGCCAAAGGGUUGCAACAUCUCCACACUGGUGCAAGCCGUGUAAUAAUGCAUCGUGAUAUCAAGUCCACAAACAUUUUACUGGAUGAAAAUUGGGUCGCUAAGUUAUCUGAUUUCGGUCUGUCAAAGCUAGGCUCAAAGGACAAAGCAAAAAAACAUGUUACCACAAUGGUGAAGGGUACCCUUGGGUAUAUGGAUCCUCAAUAUUACCAAACAGAGCAAAUCACGGACAAAUCUGACGUGUACUCCUUCGGGGUUGUUUUGUUAGAGGUGUUGUGUGCAAGGCCUCCUAUCCUUAAAAAUAAAGAGUUGCCCUUACUACAAGUGAAUCUGGCAGAAUGGGGAAAGUCUCAUUAUCAGAAAGGUACCCUGCAUCAGAUAAUUGAUCCAUGCCUAAGUGGUGAGAUUGCACCAAAGUGCUUAAUGAAGUUCGGGGAGGUAGCAUAUAGUUGCUUGAAAAAGUAUGGAAGUGAACGUCCGGCUAUGGAUGAUGUAGUUUCGGGAUUAGAGUUUGCAUUGCAGCUACAAGAAGAUGCUGAAAAAAUGGAUGGCAUGUUUGGUGAGGCCAUGUUAGAAAAUCAAGAAGUUUCAGUUUAUAAGGAAGGAGAACCAACCACAACUGAUGAAUCGGGGUUAUUUGGUUCAACUAGAGUAGCACUAAGACAUGGCACACCGUCAACUGAUGAUAGCAACAAAGUAUACGACUCAAACAAUCUAGAUGAAUCCUUUCAUGUACAAAAUUGAUUUUUUAGGCCAUAGAAGAACAAGCUUCAAUUAGUUAUCAUUUCACUCAUGCUAAUAUGCUUUAUAUUGGCUAUAAACUUGAUUGAAUUGGGGAACAUCCUUUUCACUUCAAUAGGUAGAAGGCCGUAUAAAGAUUGUUAUGUAUUCCAGUAAAAGGUGAAAUCUGAUCAGAUUGUCAUUAGUAGUAA